This is a messenger RNA of Dacryopinax primogenitus, 775 nucleotides long. Its product is annotated as RING/U-box. The record is from RefSeq and is a predicted model, not a curated record. Bases 1 to 312 code for a protein of 103 amino acids. The transcript has 3 exons. Gene Ontology annotation, biological process: protein ubiquitination; positive regulation of mitotic metaphase/anaphase transition; anaphase-promoting complex-dependent catabolic process. Gene Ontology annotation, cellular component: nucleus; anaphase-promoting complex. Lineage: Eukaryota; Fungi; Basidiomycota; Dacrymycetes; Dacrymycetales; Dacrymycetaceae. Gene Ontology annotation, molecular function: zinc ion binding; ubiquitin protein ligase activity; cullin family protein binding.
AUGAAGGUUACUGUUAAGCAGUGGCACGCUGUUGCAUAUUGGCGAUGGGAUACGGGUGCGCCAGGCGAUCAAGAUGCUAAUGCGGACGAGGACGCCGAGGAGGAUGUUUGUGGUAUCUGCCGCGUCUCGUUCGAGGGAUGCUGUCCGACAUGCAAGAUGCCCGGGGAUGACUGUCCUUUGAUUUGGGGACAGUGUACCCAUGUAUUCCAUAUGCAUUGUUUACUGAAGUGGUUGAACACCGCCAGUAGCAAGCAACAGUGUCCAAUGGAUCGCAGGCCUUGGAUUACCGCCGAACGCAAAGUCGAUCGUUGAAUUGACACAAUCCGGCAAUCUUACACCGCAUAAAUGCAAUUCGUCCGAACUUGCCUUCACAGCUCCCAAAGUCGAUGAUCAGCACAUUCCUUAUAACAUCCCUUGUCUUGGCAUUGAAGAGCUAUUCGGUCCCCUACCCCUAGCAAACACUUUAGGGGUAAGGGGGAAACGAGGAGGCCAGCACAUGUUACCAUUUCGGGCGGAACACCGAGAAAGGACCGGGGUCCGCCAUGAAUGUGUACAGAGGGCUAGGCCUUUUCUUCUUCCUCCUAUCGUGGUACCUUCUGUUGUUCUGCCCGGUCCCUCAUCUCUUCUGGUAUUCUGGGCUUCCUCGACAAAUCUGUUGCAUUGGCUGGCUCUGAGGGACAAAAAAAGAUUCGAGCACACGACCUUAUUGGCCUGUGCGCCGACGUACUGCUUCUAAUGGACUGGUCUAGACGCUAGAGUAAAACUUAAAUACAAU